CUGCGCCGCCGCUAACCGGGCGCGCGCGGGGCAGCGCGGACGCGAGUCGGGCCGAGGGUGACGGGAGGUCGCCGGGCCUCCCGCGCCGCCGCCCCUUGCCUGACGCACGGAGGGGCCGGGACGCGAUUUGCCGCGAGUGACUGGAGCCGCUGCCGCCGCCACCGCCGCCCGGGCCCGCUCCGCCCUCAGUCCGCCUUCCUCCCGCCUCGCCCUCCGCCUCCGCUCGCGCCUUGCUCGCGUCCCCGCGUCCUCCCCACCGCCCCGGAACGGCGGGCCGCCAGCGCCAGCGCCAGCCAGAAAGGAAAAUUUACUAGAGGAAGUUUACUGGAGUAAAAUGGAGGCCUCAGUAAUAUUACCCAUUCUGAAGAAAAAACUAGCCUUCCUUUCAGGAGGAAAGGACAGACGAAGUGGCCUCAUUCUGACAAUUCCAUUAUGCCUGGAACAGACAAAUAUGGAUGAGCUGAGUGUCACCUUAGACUACCUACUCAGCAUUCCAAGUGAAAAGUGUAAGGCUAGAGGAUUUACCGUGAUUGUGGAUGGCAGAAAAUCCCAGUGGAAUGUGGUGAAAACAGUAGUCUUAAUGCUACAGAAUGUUGUUCCAGCUGAAGUGUCCCUUGUUUGUGUAGUGAAACCAGAUGAAUUCUGGGAUAAGAAAGUAACACAUUUUUGUUUUUGGAAAGAAAAGGAUAGACUUGGCUUUGAGGUUAUUUUAGUGUCUGCCAAUAAAUUGACUCGUUAUAUAGAACCAUGCCAGUUAACAGAAGAUUUUGGUGGGAGUCUCACCUAUGAUCAUAUGGACUGGUUAAAUAAGAGGCUGGUUUUUGAGAAGUUUACAAAGGAAUCUACAUCAUUAUUAGAUGAACUUGCUUUGAUUAACAAUGGAAGUGAUAAAGGAAAUCAGCAAGAGAAAGAAAGGUCUGUGGAUUUAAACUUUCUUCCAUCAGUUGAUCCUGAAACUGUUCUUCAGACAGGACAUGAAUUGUUAUCUGAACUACAGCAGCGUCGAUUUAAUGGCUCAGAUGGAGGGGUCUCGUGGUCUCCUAUGGAUGAUGAACUGCUUGCACAGCCACAGGUUAUGAAAUUAUUAGAUUCACUGCGAGAGCAAUAUACCCGCUACCAGGAAGUUUGUAGGCAACGUAGUAAGCGUACACAGUUAGAAGAGAUUCAACAGAAGGUGAUGCAGGUUGUGAACUGGCUUGAAGGGCCUGGAUCAGAACAGCUGAGAGCCCAGUGGGGGAUUGGAGACUCCAUUCGGGCUUCCCAAGCCCUACAGCAGAAGCACGAAGAGAUCGAGAGCCAGCACAGUGAAUGGUUUGCAGUUUAUGUGGAACUUAAUCAGCAAAUUGCAGCACUCUUAAAUGCUGGGGAUGAGGAAGAUCUUGUGGAACUGAAGUCGCUGCAGCAACAACUUAGUGAUGUUUGUUAUCGACAGGCCAGUCAGUUGGAAUUUAGGCAGAAUCUCUUACAAGCAGCUCUUGAAUUUCAUGGUGUUGCCCAAGAUUUGUCUCAGCAGUUGGAUGGCUUAUUAGGGAUGUUGUGCGUAGAUGUAGCACCAGCUGAUGGAGCAUCGAUUCAGCAAACUUUAAAACUGCUUGAAGAGAAGCUGAAAAGUGUUGAUGUAGGAUUGCAAGGUUUGCGUGAAAAAGGUCAAGGUCUUCUGGAUCAGAUCUCCAAUCAGGCAUCCUGGGCCUAUGGAAAGGAUGUAACCAUUGAAAAUAAAGAAAAUGUGGACCACAUACAAGGAGUGAUGGAAGAUAUGCAGCUUAGGAAACAAAGAUGUGAAGACAUGGUAGAUGUGCGAAGAUUAAAGAUGCUUCAGAUGGUGCAGUUGUUUAAAUGUGAAGAAGAUGCUGCCCAGGCAGUAGAAUGGCUAAGUGAACUUCUGGAUGCUCUUCUUAAGACCCACAUCAGAUUGGGUGAUGAUGCUCAGGAAACGAAAGUCCUACUGGAGAAGCAUAGAAAAUUUGUUGAUGUUGCACAGAGCACUUAUGACUAUGGAAGACAGUUGCUACAGGCCACAGUUGUGCUGUGCCAGUCUUUGCGCUGCACCUCUCGAUCAUCUGGGGAUACACUUCCUCGACUGAACAGAGUAUGGAAACAAUUUACAAUAGCAUCUGAAGAGAGGGUACAUAGGCUGGAAAUGGCUAUUGCAUUUCACUCAAAUGCUGAAAAGAUUUUGCAAGACUGUCCAGAAGAGCCUGAAGCUAUUAAUGAUGAGGAGCAAUUUGAUGAAAUUGAAGCAGUUGGGAAAUCCCUUUUAGAUAGACUAACUGUUCCUGUGGUUUAUCCUGAUGGAACUGAACAAUAUUUUGGGAGUCCAAGUGACAUGGCUUCUACUGCAGAACACAUCAGAGACAGGAUGAAACUAGUUAGUCUCAAAAGGCAGCAGCUGAGACAUCCCGAAAUGAUGACUACAGAGAGCUAAUAGCUGCCUUCUUCCCGCAGAUCUGCAGUUCAUAAUCCCACAUGUCGUUGGCAUACUGCAGCAUUAGCUACGAUAUGUUAAGAUGCAUUUCACAGCCAGGAUAAGCCUCAUUUCUUUCCAUUACACACUUCUCUCCACAUGUUAACAUCUUGUAACUACCAAGCAGAAUUAUUUAACAUGCUUUGAGACCAUAGACUCCAAGUAUCUUAAAAGAAGGAACUGUAAACAUUGCACUGAAAACUUGCUUUAAAGCUUUACCUGACCUGUCAGUUUGUAGAUGAAUAACUGAUAAUAAGCUUUGAAUGGUGCUAAUAAGAGUUUAGAACUUCUCUCUAUAAAAAAUGGUUGCCCUUCCUCCCCAAGUGAUGUAGUAAAUUUAGACUAUAGUUAAACUGUUAUUAGUAGACAGUGGUGUCCUCAAAAUUUUACUUUGUAAUUCUCCUUCAAAAUUGAGUAUUUUUAUUGUGUCAGUAUGAAGAAAACCUUCAGAUUUUUGAUAUAUCAUAUUCAUUAAAAAACAUUUUCCUAUUUGUAUUGAUAAUGUAUAAAAGUUGUUUGUGCUUAAUAAAAGGAUUCUUUUAAACAUCUUA
Messenger RNA from Balaenoptera acutorostrata (minke whale), 3015 nucleotides. RefSeq names its product SEC14 and spectrin domain containing 1 (gene SESTD1). The record is from RefSeq and is a predicted model, not a curated record. The coding region runs from base 335 to 2425 and encodes 696 amino acids. Lineage: Eukaryota; Metazoa; Chordata; Mammalia; Artiodactyla; Balaenopteridae. The transcript is spliced from 18 exons.